This is a messenger RNA of Lathyrus sativus (Indian pea), 330 nucleotides long. The record is from the annotation of a GenBank genome assembly. NCBI's taxonomy places the organism in Eukaryota, Viridiplantae, Streptophyta, Magnoliopsida, Fabales, Fabaceae.
AUGUCUGUAACGCCACAAGGUGGGAGUGGUGACUGCAAAACCUCCAGUUGUCCAGCGAACAUCAAUCUUGUUUGUCCUUCAGACCUUCAAGUGAGAGGUUCUGAUGGGAGUGUGAUUGCUUGUAAAAGUGCUUGUUUAGCUUUCAACAAGGAUCAAUAUUGUUGCCGUGGAGCUUUCAAUACCGAACAAACAUGUCCACCCACAAACUAUUCUACUGUUUUCAAGAACCAGUGUCCGCUUGCCUAUAGCUAUGCUUACGAUGAUAAGACCAGCACCUUCACCUGCUCUUCAACACCCGACUAUGCCAUCACUUUCUGUCCAUCCACUUGA